Molecule: messenger RNA, 6488 nt
Organism: Ahaetulla prasina
Lineage: Eukaryota; Metazoa; Chordata; Lepidosauria; Squamata; Colubridae
Product: 1,25-dihydroxyvitamin D(3) 24-hydroxylase, mitochondrial
Exons: 12
Coding region: 2948-4492 (514 amino acids)
Biological process (GO): glucocorticoid biosynthetic process; cellular response to peptide hormone stimulus; C21-steroid hormone biosynthetic process
Cellular component (GO): mitochondrial inner membrane
Molecular function (GO): monooxygenase activity; oxidoreductase activity, acting on paired donors, with incorporation or reduction of molecular oxygen; heme binding
Source: RefSeq, a predicted model, not a curated record
CUGUGGCCUCCGAACCCCGCCGAGCCUAGGACGCGCCAGCAUCGGUCCCCCCAGUCCUGUAUAUCGGCUGGGAGACCCCUGGCGAGCCGUCCGUGCGGCAGGUGUCCUUUUCGGAACACCUGGCCCCUGAGGGCCUCGGCGGCGGCCGGAUUCGGACACUGGAGGCAGGAGAAGCCUUCCAGACGUCCGUUGCCACCGGAUACCGGAAGUCGUCCCGCUGUUGUAACUUUGAAUGGUCACUAAAUGAACUGUUGUAAGUCAAGGACUGCCUGUAUUCAAUUCAAUUCAAUUCAACCUUUAUUGUCAAAGCACAACAUGUGUACAAUGAGAUUGGCUAAACCUCCCUUUGUGCACACACACCCAACAUAAAUACGUAUCAAUAACUCACACAAUCCUCUAUACAUACCGUAUUUUUGGGAGUAUAAGAUGCACCUUUUUCCCCUCAAAAAGAGGGUGAAAAUCUGGGUGUGUCUUAUACUCCGAAUGUAGCUUCACCCAGCUUCUCAAAGGGAGGUUUCAGAGACUGAAAAAAGCAUCAGAAACGGAGCUUCAGAAAAAAAUCCCCCAAAUAGAGCUUCAGAAAAGUCCCCAAACAGAGCUUCAAAAGCUUUUUUUCUGAAGUUCUGUUUUGGAGGCUUUCAGAGGCAGAAAAAAGUUUUUUCUGAAACAGAGUUUCAGAAGCAGAAAAAAAAGCAAAAAAAAAAAGCAAGGCACAGAGCUCACAAUCAAGGAACCUGUUGCUAAAAUUCACCUCUGGGAACAGCUGAUUGGGGGUAUUCCGGGAGGCCAACCAGCUGUUUUCUUAUUUUCCUCUCCAAAAACUAAGAUGUGUCCUAUACUCCGGUGCGUCUUAUACUCCGAAAAAUACGGUAUAUGUGCGUAACAUUGCAUUAUGGUAUAUUGCACCAAUAUGAAUAUUUUGCGCCUGCCCUGUAGGUCUAUAUCAUACUACAUGCUUAUGAUGUUAGGUUGUAUUCAGCACUCUUGACAGCCCACGGAUAAAAGCUGCUCUUCAAUCUGUUUGUACGACUGGCUAUGCUUCUAUAUCGCCUACCCGAUGGUAGGAGAGUAAAGAAGUGCUGACCAGGGUGUGAAUCGUCCCUGAGGAUUUACCCAGAACUAACUUCAAGUCAAAAUGGCCCCUAUUCUUCAGACAAGAUCUGAGAUUCUCUCUCUCUCCCUUUUGCCAUUUAUAUUGGUGUCAGAACGUUAUGGCAUUCCUGAUGUUUUUCUUCCGUCAUACCAGUUUGGCCUUUUCCCUCCCAGCCUAUGUUUAAACAGUCUUGGGUUGCCUUCUGGAAAUGUUCCAGCUUAAUCUGACACUGAGCCAUGAUGUGUAAACUUUAUCUUCCUCAUCACCAUGGAUGGUCCUUAAUAAAGGAAGUGUAUUUAUGUGACCCAACCAGUUUGCCCAGUCAUUGGUAAAUUUCAGGGGUGGAGCGAGAAGGGAGGGAAAAGCUUGUGAUUUUGAGUGAGAAAGACAAGCCAUUGGUUAUUUGUCAACCAAUCAAGGUCCUCAAAAUAUUUCCCACUAGCAUUAAUAGAACCAUAUCUCUCCCUAGGUGAAUUCAAUAGCAACAACAGCCUAUCAAGGAAUGUCGUUUGCCCAGGAUACUAUAUCCCUACUGUAAUGACGGAAUUAUGCUAAAAAUCCACACACACACACCCAUUUCUUAAGAACACACUGCUGCUUUUCAAGCAAACCCAAGAAGUUUACAGAGCAAUAUUCCAGCUCACUUUUCCUCCACUAGAUCUGCUAAACCAUACAUCCCAGCCAGGCUGGCAUUCAGAAACCAGUUGGCUGGGAAUGAUGGGAACCGUAGAAGAGCAACGUCUGUUGUUGCCUCAUUCAGUCCGUCAAAUCAGAUUAAAGCGUGCCUUUAUCUUCCCUAGCCGCAACUCUGAAGAAGGGGAGAUUUAACUGGAGGUUCUCCUGCUUAAACAGGGGGCUGGUCUAGAAGACCUCCAGGAUCCCUUCCAGCUCUAUUCUAUUCUAACUCGGGACAGGGGCAGGGGAAGUGGGCAGUGGAUCCCAACGGAUCCUUUGUCCGUCCAGCUCAGCGUGGACAUCCUUUCGUCGGUUUAGUUACCGCGUUCGUCUGAGGCUUUCCCGGAACGAAGGAGCGCGUUACGCAAGGUUAAAGAGUAAGAGAUACGCCGCGCCCUUCGCCCCUGGUUCUUCUCCCAGCUCUCCGGCUGGCCGCCGGCUUCCACCUGACUGCGAAGCGCAAAGACCGCGAUCCCAGGCGGAAGAAUCUCUCUCACUCUCACUCUCUCUCUCUCUCGCAGGCGCCUGACUCGCUGGGUUCUCGGAGGAAAAGGCCUCGCCAAGAACCGGGAGGAAGAGGAGAGCUCGCCGGUGCCAGAAUGAUUCGUCCCCUGGGGGAAUGCAGCCAGAUGGCCGCAAAGCCUCCUGUCUUCCCGGGGAGUCCCCGAAAGCUUCGUUCGGGCAGCAGGGGGGAGGAGGGGAAACCGGCGCCUUCGCCUGAGCGAUCACUCGAUCCGGCCCGCCAGCUCCGAGUCCCGCCGAGGCUUCCCUCCGCCCCACCCAGCGCUCUGCUCUCCUCCCCUGCCUUCCAAUUGGCAAGCCCAGCAGCCCGGCCCCUAACGCUAUAUAUGCCUCGUUCCGCCGCGCUAUGGGGACCUGAGCGGAGAGAGCGCAGCAUCCUCAUCCCGCCGCACUCCAGACCUUCCCUGCCGUUGCGCGAGGGGGAAGACAGAUUCCCCACCCGACGCCACCGACUCGAGAAAAAAGUUUCUUUCUGGUCGCCAGGAAUCCCGACUGCCAGGGCCUCCCCGGAGCUAGAUCGCAGCCGUUCUAGGUUCCCUUCGUAGCUCUUCUCCACCUGCCUCCCGCGCCUGAUUUUUCAGAGUAUAACCCUCCCGCAGCUGGAGGUUCGACGGCGUUUGAAGCAUCCAUCCAUCCUUCCGUCUAGUACCAAGAAUCAUGAGUUCCCCUUUGAAGCGAGCCCCCCUGCUCAGCUCUCUCCUAAAGCUGCGAGGUCCUGGGAGCGCACCUGCUUUGCAGCAGCAGCAACAGCUGCCCACUUCGUCCGUGUGCGCCUUGGAGCCCAAGGCUCAGCUGCCUUCUUGCCCCAUGCAUGCUCCCCAUUCACUUUCUGCCCUGCCCGGUCCUGUCAAAUUGCCUCUGAUGGGCAGCCUCUUAGACAUCCUUUGGAAAGGGGGCCUCAAGAAACAGCACCAGACGCUGGCUGAGUACCACCAGAGGUUUGGCAAAAUCUUCCGCAUGAAACUUGGGAGUUUUGACUCGGUUCAUAUAGGGGCACCCUGCCUGCUAGAGUCUCUGUACAGGAAAGAGAGUGCAUAUCCCCAGCGCCUGGAGAUUAAGCCCUGGAAAGCCUAUCGAGACUACCGUAAAGAAGGCUAUGGGCUGCUUAUCCUAGAAGGAAAGGACUGGCAGAGAGUAAGAAGUGCAUUUCAGAAGAAAUUAAUGAAACCCAUGGAAAUAGUAAAGUUGGACACUAAAAUCAAUGAGGUCCUAGCUGAUUUUAUGCAUCAGAUAGACACACUCUGUAACCAGAACGGAGAAAUAGAAGAUUUAUAUUCUACGCUGAACAAGUGGUCAUUUGAAAGUAUUUGCCUGGUGCUGUAUGGGAAAAGAUUUGGACUUCUGCAGCAAGACGUAGGGGAAGAAAGUUUGAACUUUAUCAAGGCUGUAAAAACGAUGAUGAGCACUUUUGGGAAGAUGAUGGUGACACCAGUUGAACUCCAUAGAAGUCUAAAUACGAAAGUUUGGCAAGCUCAUACGAAUGCAUGGGAUAAUAUAUUUAAGACAGUGAAAUGCUCCAUUGACAGCAGGUUGAAAAAACACUCUGCGAAUCCCUCUGAAGACUUCCUUUGUGACAUCUACUUCGGGAGCCAGCUUUCGAAGAAAGAACUCUAUGCUGCUAUUACAGAGCUUCAGAUUGCUGGGGUUGAAACGACUGCCAACAGUUUACUUUGGGCUUUGUACAACAUCUCCGGCAAGCCAGAUGUCCAGGCAAAGCUGUUUGAGGAGAUACAGAAUGUGAUUUCACCUGGAGAAGAUCCAAAUUGCGAACACCUGAAAAAAAUGCCCUAUCUGAAGGCAUGCCUGAAGGAGUCAAUGAGGUUAACACCUUCUGUGCCGUUUACAACUCGAACCCUUGACAAAGAAACAGUCCUUGGAGAUUAUGCUCUUCCAAAAGGGACUGUGUUGAUGAUUAACACUUACGCUCUGGGAUGCAAUGAAGAAUAUUUCAGUAACUGGAGUGAAUUUCAACCAGAACGUUGGUUGCAAAAAACCAUCCAUCCAUUUUCUCAUGCUCCAUUUGGCAUUGGAAAAAGAAUGUGUGUUGGGCGCCGACUGGCAGAGCUGCAACUUCAGCUAGCACUCUGUUGGCUUAUACGGAAGUAUCAGAUUGUAGCCACUGACAACAAGCCAGUAGAAGCUCUUCACUUAGGAAUCCUCAUCCCCAACCGAGAACUUCCGAUUGCAUUCAAACGACGCUAAGGUUCUACAGGAAGAACAGCUGACAUUUUUGUUAGACAGCAAGCAUUCUUGAAUUUUGGAUUCCCAGAUCCUGCUAGAGUCUAGUUGUAUUUUGAGCAAGGGCAGAACAACAGGAAUCCAAAGCUAGCUUGAAGGCAAAUCAGUCAAGCUAUGUUGAGCACACCUAAGCAAUCACUUCAUAUUAUUGUAAAAGCUAUACCCAUUCCAAAGGUAUACAGUGGAAGAAUGGCAGAAUUACAAACUUGGCAGUUCUUUUCGCCUAAUCUUGGGAUGAAAGAAAGGUCCAUUCUCCUUUAUCUUCUGCUGCGAAAUGUGCAGUUCUCGACCCAUGCUGUUAAUGUUUGUAGGAAAACAAUGAUCGCAAAGGGAUGGAAUGACUGAGUCCUCUGAGUUCAUGCUUGACCUCAGGAUUGGAAACGCUGGAGGAGAAAUUUUGUUUUGCCCAUGCCCGAGUUCUGUUGGAACUUUAAAUGAAGACCUUUGUCUGCAAGAGGGUGAACAACGUGAUUGCAAAGGGACGGAAAGUAUUUUAGGGAGUGGACUGUGUUAAAUGUCCACAAAGGGAAAGAAUCAGGGGUGAAAUCUACUUACCUUCCUUACCAGUUCGGAAGUGCACACGCCAUGUAAUGUGUAAUGUAACACAUUACUUCCAUAGCUUAAACCCAGGAAGUAAUGACACCCAGGCGGGUGGGCAGAGCUUUGCUCUGCCAUUGCUACCGGAUCGCCAAACCACCGGCCACGAUCGCUACCGGAUCACUAGAUCCAGUCAGAACCGGGAGCAUUUCACCCCUGGAAAGAAUGCCAGUAAUAGAAGUACUACCCUUUCAUCCUUAGAGAAGGAGAGCUGUGUUAGUCUGCGAUGGCAAGAAAUCUGGAAUGAAUGCAGAGUUUGUAGAAAUGCUGAAGGGCUGUAUUUGAAAAACAAAGUAGGUCUGGCUCUCUCUGCAUUGUUACAACUAUUGGCGCCUUGAGCAAACUCAGCAACUAUAUAUGGAGAAAUAUCAUACAUACAAACACACACAUGCACUCACUCACACAGAGGUUUUCAGGCAGACAGAACAAUGAGUCACAUUACAGAACGCAGACCACCCAAAUUGUUAUAAGCCCUUCAAGGUGAUGCAUACUUUGGAGACCAAAUAAAUAACUUAUGCUUGGACACAGUGAGCUGUACACUUGAUGACUCCAUCUAGAAGGUGAAUAAGAUCAUACAAGCAGACCGGUACAAUUUAUUUCCCAUCAAAUCAAAGCCAGCUCCUAAAUUAUUUGUAGCAGCCCAACAACUUUUUCCUGUAACUUUUUCCUUUUGCUAACUAAAGAAUUGAGGCCAUCGUUAGGUAUACUGAUGCAACUUAAAUGGCAGAUAUUAUGGGGAGCAAUGGCAAAUCUAGAUAUUCCUUUCUCUCCAAUAUAGACACUUGUAUAAUCUGUCAUCUACCUUUUAAGCUGUUUAUCAGCUUUCAUGUGUGGUUGGUAGCAGAGGGAGAUGGGGUGCUAUCUUUUCUUUUGCCACAAAUCAACAGUAUGUCCUGAAUUUGUCAGAUGUGAUGAUCACGAUCUUUUAACUGCCUUUAAAACAAGAAUAAACAAAUUCUUCGGUUCAAUGUUGUAAGAGCUCCAUGCAGGUUGUUCGUCUCUGAACAGAGAGCAACAAAAUGGGAUUCAUUUUGCACCCGACUUUCAUGUCUGUGAGCUGCCACUGUUGGAAAUAGGAUGUUACUCUGUUCAGACCAUCAGUCCAGCAAGGUUCCACUUAAGUUUCUAAAUCCACACUAAUAUGUCACAAUUUAUGCAGAAUGGAACAUCAGCCUUACAGCAUUCCAUAGAAUAUAAGGAUUAUAGUUCCCUGGUAUUUUCUUGUAUUCCUUUUGAUACAGUUUCCUUCUUAUUUUGUUUUUACGUGUUUUUAAUUGUAUUUUUUUAAAAAAAGUGAAUGUGUUUUUUAAGACCUCUGUAUUUUGAAGAGUUUUUGAAUUUUGUAAUAAAAAGAAUUUGUGGA